CAUCCGGUCACUCAGUCACCUCACCCGCUCAGCUGAACACGAACGCCUCGCUGUGUGCUAGUUUGUGUGAAUGUGCGAAGACAGCUUUUAAUACCCGAGGAUUUUGCUUAUAUAAAGGCACUUCCUGUCAGGUGGCCAGGUAAAGGAACGUAACGUUCAACACCCAACAACAUCGCUAUGGCCUAUUCAGACGCCCAGGAGAAGGGCCCAGAUCCCUUGCCAAUGCCAGUGAAGAGGUCUGACACAGCGUGGAAUGGCUACAGGUUCCUGGUGGUGAUGGGCGUCCUCGCCAGCGUCCUGAUCUACACCAUGGGCGCCAUCCUUACUGGCAUCGCCUACAGGACCAUGGACAGCAGAGCCAACUGCACGCGCGCCGGCCUGGACGGCCCUCAGGCCCAGACUGUGAUCUCGAUUCACGGCUUCAACACGUCCCUCGUCGUGGUCGGCCCUUGCUUCAUGGCCGCCGGCGGGGCCAUCGUCGCCUUCAUCAUCUUCCAGUGGUGCUUCUGCCGGCCGGUGAUUAGGGAAUAGUGGCCACAUUCAUUAUACCUCGGCCUCUGUUAGCCAUCUAUUUUCUCUCCUCUCUCUCUCUCUCUCUCUCUCUCUCUCUCUCUCUCUCUCUCUCUCUCUCUCUCUCUCUCUCUCUCUCUCUCUCUCUCUCUCUCAACCAAA
Penaeus indicus is the source of this 672-nucleotide messenger RNA. RefSeq lists its product as uncharacterized. The transcript has 3 exons. NCBI's taxonomy places the organism in Eukaryota, Metazoa, Arthropoda, Malacostraca, Decapoda, Penaeidae. Bases 178 to 531 code for a protein of 117 amino acids. The record is from RefSeq and is a predicted model, not a curated record.